CUUAUUACUUCCAAUAUCUCCUAACACAUUUUAUUUCUCAUUUUCCCAAUUUAACCUUCUCUCUUUCUAUCUAUUCACAAUGCAUAAAUGUAACUCAUAAGGGUGUUUUAGUAAGUUGCACAAAAAAAUCUAUAUAGAAUUUUGUCUUUGAAUAAAUGAGAGUCAUGUGAGAGAAGAAAACACAUGAGAUCAUAUGGAUUUGAGAGCUCAUUUCUCUUCCUUUAAAUGACCUCAGAACUCAUCAAAAUUGAUAGCAAAAGAAAGGUUUGCACCAAAGAGAUAGAAAGAUAGAGAGAGAGAUAGAAAGAGAGAACACAAAAGAAUGGUUUCUAGGGAGCAAAAGAGAGCAGCACUGCAUGAGAAGCUGCAACUUCUUCGUUCUGUAACUAACUCUCAUGCUAUAACUGAUACCUCGAUUGUAAUCGAUGCAUCAAAGUAUAUCGAAAAUCUAAAGGAAAAGGUAGAAAGACUAAAUGAAGAAAUAGCUUCUGCAGAAAGUUCAAGUGUUCAUAAUCCCUUGCCUAUGAUUACAGUGGAAACCCUAGAAAAAGGAUUUCUUAUAAAUGUUUUUUCAGCCAAAAGCAGCCAAGGUAUGCUUGUUUCAAUACUUGAAGCCAUUGAAGAGAUGAGACUUACAGUUCUGGAAGCUAGGGUUUCUUGUACAGACAAUUUCCGAUUCCAAGCUGUUGGAGGAGAGAAUGAAGAACAAGGAGAGACCAUUGAUGCACAAGCUGUGAAACAAGCUGUAGGACAAGCAAUAAAAAAUUGGAGUGAAAAUUCUGAUCAAGUGUAAAUUGCAAUAUAUAUUGCGAAUUCCUUAUUUAUUAUUAUUUUUCUAUCAUUUUUUUGCUAAGAGGCGUUUUGUUGGUUUAAGGUAUUAAGCUUUUGUGUAAGAUAGCUAGCUAGCUUCCAAAUCUUUCACUUCUGCAAAUUUUAAUGACAAUAUAUGAAGGUUAAAGGUCAUGAUCUAAGAGACAAAUUGAUGAUUUUUUUUUUGUUAACA
Messenger RNA from Vicia villosa (hairy vetch), 1003 nucleotides. RefSeq lists its product as uncharacterized. Gene Ontology annotation, biological process: regulation of DNA-templated transcription. The record is from RefSeq and is a predicted model, not a curated record. Bases 323 to 793 code for a protein of 156 amino acids. The transcript has 4 exons. Gene Ontology annotation, molecular function: sequence-specific DNA binding; DNA-binding transcription factor activity. NCBI's taxonomy places the organism in Eukaryota, Viridiplantae, Streptophyta, Magnoliopsida, Fabales, Fabaceae. Gene Ontology annotation, cellular component: nucleus.